AUGCCUUCCGUCGUAUGUCACGCCGGAAUAAGCGACGACUACUACUACUCCUACUGCCCGUCGCUGGGGGCAUCGGUGCUCUUCGCCGUUCUCUUCGGGCUCAGCACGACCGUCCACGUCCUCCAAGCGAUCCACUACCGCAAAGCCUUCGCCACGGUCCUGAUCAUGGGCGCCGCGUGGGAAACAGGAGGGUACAUUGUGCGCGUGCUGUCCAUCUACCACCAGCUCAACGGGACGCUCUACACGGUGCAGAUGCUUCUCAUCCUGCUCGCGCCGCUGUGGAUCAACGCGUACAUCUACAUGCUGCUGGGGAGGAUGAUCCACUUCUUCCUCCGGACCGAUAGCGUGUUUAGGAUCCCCUCACGCCGCAUCACGCGCAUGUUUGUGCUCUUCGACAUCACCGCGUUUCUCAUCCAAGCGGUCGGCGGCGUCAUGACCACUCCGGACGCGAGCGCCCAGACCCAAAGGCUCGGGAUGGACAUCUACAUGGCGGGCGUGGGCGUGCAACUCGCCUUCCUCGCGACCUUUACCUCUUUGGCCGUGAGGUUUCAGUUGAACUUGAAGAAACAGGAACGACAAUCAUCGUCACGACUGUUUCAAAGAAGAGAUGACGAUGACGAAGCUGGUAUCAUUCUGGACGAAGGGCAGAACGCCCUGACAGACCUGCGAGCAGACGAUGCCGCGACGUACCCUUCUCCGGAGCUGGCAAGGAGACCCCUCCUCGUCACCCUGUACGCCGUCAUGGCACUCGUCAUCGUGCGCAACGCCUACCGCCUCGCCGAGUUCUCGACCGGCGCCACCAGCCCGGCCGUCACGCACGAGUGGUUCGGCUACGUCUUCGACGCACUCCCCAUGUUCGCCGCGAGCGUGAUUCUGAACGUCUGGAACCCGGGCAAGAUCCUACAGGGCCCGAGGAGCGGUUUCGCCGAACAAGACAAAGAGCGAAAGCGGGCGAAGAAGGCGAGAAAGGUGGCCAGGAAGGAAGCGAAAAAGGAAGCGAAACGGAUGCGUGAGAAUGAAAAGUAA
Molecule: messenger RNA, 1026 nt
Organism: Exophiala spinifera
Lineage: Eukaryota; Fungi; Ascomycota; Eurotiomycetes; Chaetothyriales; Herpotrichiellaceae
Exons: 1
Coding region: 1-1026 (341 amino acids)
Cellular component (GO): membrane
Source: RefSeq, a predicted model, not a curated record